Messenger RNA from Prosopis cineraria, 617 nucleotides. RefSeq lists its product as uncharacterized. NCBI's taxonomy places the organism in Eukaryota, Viridiplantae, Streptophyta, Magnoliopsida, Fabales, Fabaceae. The record is from RefSeq and is a predicted model, not a curated record. Bases 193 to 504 code for a protein of 103 amino acids. The transcript has 3 exons.
UGUUGUACGUUUCCAUACAGCUAUUUCCUGUUGGCUCUUAGCUAUCUUGCUCUUCUCGCGCCCCACUCUCCUUUCUCCUUUGCUUCACUUGAAUAUUCUAUAAAUAAUUAAAUAUAUACUCACGCGUCUCUACGCUGCUCAGUAGCAUCAAUAUUAGAGUUCUGAAUUCUCAAGAUCUGAAAUCGCGCUCUCAUGGAGGAUCGUAAGGAGAAAAAUGCGCCCUGGUUAUCUGUUCCACAGUUUGGGGAUUGGGAUCAGAAGGGGCAAGUGCCAGACUACUCAAUGGAUUUUUCAAAAAUCCGGGAAAUGAGGAAGCAAAACAAGACAAAUGUUUCCAGGGCGAGUCUUGGUAACGAAGAAGAGCUCAUGGCUUCUUCAACUGCCAGCAUAAACACUGGGCACAGUAUCACUGAUCACCAGCAUUCCCAUUACCAUCGAAGCCACCACUCUUCAACUGCAAGAAAGAGCAUCUUCAGCUACUUCAACUGUUGCGUGAAAGCUUAACAUGAAUACGUGGUGUAGAAUAUUUUUCUUGUCUUCUGUAGAUUAAUUUGGUUGGGGACAAUCAUGCUUCUAGGCAUUUUGAUCUUGAAUGAAUUUUUUUUUUUCCUUUUUAA